Messenger RNA from Arvicola amphibius (Eurasian water vole), 3968 nucleotides. It is a transcript of the gene Fam193b, whose product is annotated as family with sequence similarity 193 member B. The record is from RefSeq and is a predicted model, not a curated record. The coding region runs from base 1101 to 3578 and encodes 825 amino acids. Lineage: Eukaryota; Metazoa; Chordata; Mammalia; Rodentia; Cricetidae. The transcript has 10 exons. Gene Ontology annotation, cellular component: cytoplasm; nucleus.
AGGCCGAGCGGCGGCGCGGGCCGGCGGGAGCGGGCGCGGGCCGCGGGGCUGCAGAAGCCCCAGGCGCCGGAGCCGCAGCCACCGCCGAGCCUGGAAGCGGGAGCGGGUGCAGGGCCCCCGGAGGCGCCUGCCGAGCGGGAUCGCGACAGCCCCAGGGAGGAGGACGAGCCCAAGCUGGCUCCAGGCCCUCAGGUAGGAACGAGCAAGACGACUCCGACUGCUCGGCUGCUUUCACCUCCCCGGAGCGGGAGCGGGAGCGGGGCGGGAUUGGGCAUGGACACGCUAUCGGGCUGGGGCCAGAUCCCAAGUCCGGAGCAGACGCUUUCGGUCCCCUUGCCGGGAAUGGAGGCUGGACCCCUCUCCAGAAUCAAAGCUCAGCCAACCCUCUUGCGACCCGUGUUCAGUCCCUACUCCGGAGCUAAACGUUCUGGCCAUCCGGACCGCUGGGACUGGCGUAGGUCCUGAGACCACAGCCCGGUUGUCUGCCCCCCACUUCCCUUCGGACCCAUCCGAUUCCCCCGGCCCCUAAGAGGUCAUUUCAGGGCGCUGGAAUCUCGGGGCUGCAGCCUGGGUGCGUCCCCCACUCCUGCCCCCGCCCCCAGAAGCUUCGUUCCUCUCCCAGCUCUGUCUGCAGCCACUACCCUCAACAGCUGUACCUCUGCAUCUGCCUUCUGGGACCUCCCCCCUUUCCCCACCAAGCAGAACAGUUGGAACAGACAGGCAGGCUGCCCCAAAGACUGUUAGAACAACUCCGCCAAGGAAGAAACCCUUGUUCUCCCUACCUCCUAUCCCGUAGGGUGUCCCCCACUGUCCACCCCCGCCCCUCGCCAGGCCCCUAGUUUGGUGAAUCCUGUGAGAGUUAAGAGUAUACGGGAGGAUUCUCAAGCUUCCAGCUUGCCACCUGAAAGGUCACUUUCUUUUGAGCGAAAGAGAGAACAGGAGAGGCGGGGGCGGCGGGGGCCACAGUUGCUCAGGGAGGGUUGUGGCACCCGGGGCUGGGUGGCUUGCCCUAAGCUUGCUCUGACAAAAGAGUUUUGAGUUGGUUUUUUGGCUGAGCCUGCCGAGGAAGGCAGGCCCCUGCAGGAGUCUUGGAGGGUCGGAUGCAGCGCCCGGAUGAGGAUGAGGCGUGGCGGAAGAUGCGUUUGGCUCUGCAGACACUGCAUCGGGCAGCAGGGGACUCUGGGAGGCUGGUGCAGCCUGAAGGCAUGGCUCUUGACAGCCUUCUAGUAGAAUCUCUGGAAUUGUGCAUGUUCCCCCCACCUCCAGUCAGUCUGUGCAGACUUGUUGCCUGCUGUGUCACCGAGAGCGCAAAGGCUGGGAAGAAGGCCCUUCACAAAAUGGACUGGUGUUGCAGGAUUUCCUUGUCACAUACACCCUGCAAAUCACAGUCUUGUGGGGGUGACUCUCAUUCAUCCUCGUCCUCUUCUUCAUCAUCCUCAUCUUCCUCCUCUUCCUGCCAUGGCAACUCAGGGGACUGGGAUCCCAGCUCGUUCCUGUCAGCACAUAAGCUCUCAGGCCUCUGGAAUUCCCCACACUCCAGCGGGGCUGUGCCAGGUGGCUCACUUGGGAGCCCUCCUGCCAUCCCUGGUGAGGCUUUCCCUGUCUCGGAGCACCACCAGCACUCAGACCUCACUGCUCCCCCUAACAGCCCUACCGGCCAUCCCCCACAUCCAGCAUCUCUGAUUCCUUCUCACCCCGGCUCCUUCAGCUCACCGCCCCACCCACAUGUGUUGCCCUCCACCCCGGCAGCACCUUUCCCUGCCCAGGCUUCAGAGUGCCCUGUGGCUACUGCCACUGCCACCCACCCCCCAGGGCCUUGUCAGAGCCCCCAUCUGCCCUCCACCAGCAUGCCACUCCUGAAGAUGCCUCCACCAUUCUCUGGGUGCAACCACCCCUGCAGCGGGCACUGCGGUGGGCACUGCGGUGGGCCUCUCCUCCCACCACCGAGCUCGCAGCCACUCCCUAGCACUCACAGCAGGGACCCUGGGUGCAAGGGGCACAAAUUUGCACACAGUGGCCUGGCCUGUGAGGCAGAUGAGGGUCUGGGCGAGGAAGAGGAUAGCAGCUCUGAGCGCAGCUCUUGCACCUCGUCCUCCACCCACCCACGCGAUGGGAAGUUCUGUGACUGCUGCUACUGUGAGUUCUUCGGCCACAAUGCGCCACCCGCUGCCCCGACGAGUCGGAAUUAUACUGAGAUCCGGGAGAAACUCCGCUCGAGGCUGACCAGGCGGAAAGAGGAGCUGCCCAUGAAGGGGGGCGCCCUGGGCGGGAUCCCUGGGGAGCCUGCGGUGGACCACCGAGAUGUGGAUGAGCUGCUGGAAUUCAUCAACAGCACGGAGCCCAAAGUCCCCAACAGCGCCAGGGCUGCCAAGCGGGCCCGGCACAAGCUGAAAAAGAAGGAAAAAGAGAAGGCCCGGUUGGCAACAGAAGCUCUGAAGCAGGUGAAUCGUGUUUCUGGAAGCCAGGAGCUAAGGCCUGCCAGGGAGAGGCUCCUAGAGUGGCCUGAUCAGGAACUUGACCGGGUCAAUAACUUCUUGAGUAGCCGCUUGCAGGAGAUCAAGAGCACCGUCAAAGACUCCCUCUGUGCCAGUUUCAGCAUGUGUGAGCUCAACCUGGAUAGCAGUGGCUUUAAGGAGGGGACUGUGGAACCUCAGUCCCAGACUCUAACCCCUUCAGACCUCAAUGGCUCCUCUGAGCAACAGCCUGAUAUCAACCUUGACCUGUCCCCUUUGACUUUAGGCUCCCUUCAGAGCCACACAUUACAAGCUCCAAGUGAGCCAGUCAUACCAUGGGCAGAAAGAAGAGCCCCUCACCCAGCAUGGACAGAGGUACGGGGUCCCCCUCCUGGUACCCCUGAGAAUGGGCUCGUGAGACGACUCAACACUGUGCCCAACUUGUCCCGGGUGAUCUGGGUCAAGACGCCCAAGCCAGGCAACCUAAGCUCUGAGGAAAGUUCGAAGGAAGUUCCCAGUUGCAAGCAGGAGCCGGCUGAGCCUGUGGCCACGGGUGGGAAGCAAAAAAAGAGCAAGAGACAGGGAAGUCAAGCAAAGAAGAGUGAGGCUGGUCCGGCCUCCUGGCCUCCAGGCAACCUAGAGGCGCCCAGUGCCAAGAGCCAGACAUCUAGCUCCAAGCAGCCAGGCAAGGGCCUAGAGCCUGCCAAAGUGGGUGAUUGCGCAGAACCCGGAGAGGGCAGCCGGGGGAGCCGGCCAGGACCAAGUUGGGCUGACAACCCCAAAACUGAGAAGAAGGGUAGUUCCUGGCAGAACUGGCCAGGUGAGGCCAAGGCACGGACUCUGGAGCAGGAAUCUGUGCAGACCCCAGGCCCAGCAAGGCCACAGAGCUUGUCCCAGGGCAAAGGCCGCAGCCGCCGGAGCCGCAAACAGGAGAAGUCAGCCUCCUCCUUGGACGAUGUGUUCCUGCCCAAGGACAUGGAUGGGGUGGAGAUGGAUGAGACAGACCGCGAGGUGGAGUACUUCAAGAGGUUCUGUUUGGAUUCUGCAAAGCAAACUCGUCAGAAAGUUGCUGUGAACUGGACCAACUUCAGCCUCAAGAAAACCACUCCUAGCACAGCUCAGUGAGGCAGAGACCUCAGCUGCCCUGCCAGGUCGACUUCAGGUCAUCUCAAGGCCCCAACUCAAGCUGCAGAUGUAGUUUCUCCUCCUCCUUCCACCUGAUUUGACCCUCCCUGCUCCCACCACCCUGACCAACCAAAAGCGGAACGGAUGCCAUGCUGUGCGGGGCCUUUCAGGACCUCAGCAGAGCCGCUUCCUGGUGCUAUGCAGCCUUGACACUCAGAGCCCAGGGAUGGGCUGGCCUGUGAGCCAAGGGCUGAUGGGACUGCUGGCCCAACACUGCUCUCUUUGUGUUUGAUUUUGUUUUGUUUUGUUUUGUUUGUUUUUUUAAUUCUUUACUUUUGAUACUGUGAAUAUCUUCCAUGCGGAAAGAUAAAGCAACAUUUGGACACAGAA